UCUUGUCAAUACUUACAGAUCAGUAGAUUUAAAAAAUAUAAUUGCACGUUUGCGAGAUUUUUGAAGUCUUUUGCCUGAUUUUGAAAGGAACAAGAAACAAUUAUCUAGUGUAUUUUGGAGAAUUUGAAGAAACACUUCUUAGAAGACACGGGUGGAAAGUAUGAGGUCAUUUGGCCUGACGAGAUGUAGGAGCGUUCUAGCUUAUGCUGUAGUUUUAGUUGUUUGCAUUCCAAGACUUCGUGCCUCUCAACCUGGAAGUGGAAAAUACAGAAUAGACUUUCCGGAAGAGCAAGAGCCUGGAACGGUGGUAGCAAAAUUGGCUGAACUGUUCAGUGUCAGAGCAGCAGAACUAACUGGAAGAACUUUUGAAAUACUUGGACAAAGAAUGAUAGCCGGACAUAAAGAAAUUGCAUCCGAUGGAAAAUGGCUGAAAAUCAAUCGACAAACGGGAGUUAUAACUGUUAAUCAACCAGUAGAUCGAGAAACUGAAUGUGGAAAUGACCCGGAACUAGAAUGCGUCAUACUGCUUCAGACUGCAAUGAUGCCCCAAGCCCACUUUCGGCUACAGGAUUUUGAGCUGGUUGUAACUGACGUCAAUGACCACGCCCCUAAAUUUCCAAAAACUGGGGGCGAUCGCAUUUUCUCUCUCAACAUAAGCGAAGAUACACCUGAACUAACUAAAAUCAGCUUGGAUCAAUAUUUGGCGAGCGACGAAGAUAUAAAUGAAAAUGCGAUGAUACAUUAUUCUAUAUCACGAAACGAUCAUUUUGGACUGAAUCAAUACAAGGACGAUACUGGAGCAGCUCACUUGGAACUGGUCAUCGUAUCGAGUCUAGAUUAUGAAGACACGACCACCUUCGACUUGACUUUGACAGCAAAAGAUAGGGGAUCUCCUGCUCCAAGAUCGAGUCAAGUUUUUCUUCGAAUCAACGUACUUGAUGCAAAUGAUAAUUACCCGAAGUUUGACGAAUCGGUCUAUAACUUGGAGCUUAGGGAGAACCUUCCAGCUGGUCACGUUAUAACCACAGUCGUUGCUCGCGAUGCUGAUUCUGGUCGCUUUGGAAAAGUUCGCUACUUCAUCCCUAAAGCAGGAAAUUCUGUUACUGUACAAAAUCUCAUCACAGUGGAACCAGAAACAGGAGCAGUAAAAUUGCUUCAACCAUUAGACAGAGAAGUUAGAAAAAAUCUUCGAAUUGUGAUUGGUGCAAGAGAUCAGGCGACAAAAGAAGACGGAGGAAGCAAAACUGGAAAAACUGUUUUGAUGAUUCAAAUAGUGGAUGUUAAUGAUAAUCCACCAAGAAUUCACGUUAACAUCAUUUUAAAAGGAGAAGACAAAGCAGCUUAUGUACCAGAAGACGCACAACUUGGGACAUAUGUAGCACAUGUUAGUGCAACCGACGCUGACAGUGGAGAAAGCGGACGAGUAACCUUGAAGUUAACAACAGAAAUUGACCGAUCUACCCAUUCUGGCUUAGCCGGAUUACAAGCCGCUGGUUCCCGCCAAAUAUCUCGAAAACCACCAGGAUCUUUUGUUAGCGACAACUUUAUUCUGAAGUCGGGCAACUUAAUCGCAACGAAUGCGAGGAUGGAUAGAGAGACACAAGAUCGAUACACCAUCAAAAUUACAGCUUGUGACAACGGAAAUCCAAAAAAAUGCUCAGAGAAAAACGUGUCAGUUGUUAUAUUGGAUGCAAACGAUCACAAGCCGCAGUUCAGAUCAAGUCAGAAAUCCUUCACCCUCUCUGAAAAUACUCAAAUUGGAAGUUAUAUCACCACAGUGACUGCGUACGACGAAGACUCAUUAAAUACACCAGCUCUGAUAAAAACCAAGGAUGGAAAGUUCGCCGAUUCCAGAAACGGCCAAGUUCGCUAUUCUCUUACUGGAGGCGGAGCAGUUUUUGCCAUCGACUCAAAAUCUGGGAAACUGACCUUAGUUGGAAGGCUUGACUACGAAAUGAAGAGACUUUGGAGGCUCAUUGUGACCGCUCAAGACAUGGGCGAACCGCCACACAAGACCAACCUUACUCUCCUUGUGAAAGUGACUGAUGUCAACGACCAUAAACCUGAAUUUACAAACCCAGGAGUUGAAAACAUGACAGCAUAUGCAACAAUUUUGGAGGAUCACCCUAUCAUAAGAAUCAAGACUAUCGACCGCGACGCAGGGAAUAACGCCAAAGUUUGGUAUUCUAUUGCAUUAGAAGAUGGCGCCAAACCGCCAUUUAAAUUUUUGAUCGAUCCUGUGACAGGGAGUUUAAGGUUGAAUUCAAGCAAUAAGCUUACAGAACUCCUGGGAGAACAUACUCUUGUAAUUAAGGCACGAGACAAGGGAAAUCCUCCACAAGAAGCGCAGACACGAUUGAUUAUAAAAGUUACUGAUGUUCCUCUUGCAUCUAUCAUACCUAACUAUGCUGAUUCAGACGAAGCGAGAGAGUCGAGUAAAAUUACCGUAAUCGUUCUUGCGACUUUGGCAUCAGCCACCGUCAUACUUCUUCUUGUUUUGGCUUGUAUUGUCAUCAAAUGCAGAAAAGAAAAUAAGGAAAUUCGUACUUAUAACUGCCGUGCUGCUGAAACAAAGUCCGGACGCGCUGUUAACUGUGCAAGCAAAAGUAGCAUGUCACAAAUUGGCAGUGUUGAUGAGGUAGUGGUAGUGUCAACCCCAGGAGUAACCACAACAAAAGACAUUCACUUCGGCCGAGCAAUGGAAAUCAACCGAAGCAGAUCUAUGACACUCGCAAAUGGAAAAUUGGAGAAAAAUACUUCCACGGAUACAAAAUAUGCAACAACUGAAAGAGGAGGACCAACAUUCAGUACAUUUUCAUAUUCUAAAAAGAACGGCGUAAAUCAACUCCAACCUGUUACAACAACACACACCGAUAGAGACAGCGGAAAGGGGGAAAGUGAUAAAGACAGCGAUAGUUACGGUGGAGAAAAGGAUAUUCAAGGAACACAAACUCCAUCUGAAAGUAACUUACAAUACUGCAGUGGGUAUCUGAAUGAAUUGGGACCAAGAUGUACCAUCUCGUGUAGAAAAUAUGGUCAUUCAGAUGAAUGUUGGAUGCCUGUUGUAGCACAUUGUGAUAUCCAUGGGGAACAUGACAGUUUCAUAUACAGUGAUGCCGGAAGCGAAACUAGCGAUAAUACUGCACUCUCAAAUCACAAUUAUGCAGAUCAACAGCAAUUCGUUCCAACUACAAAUUCGUUGCCUGGAAGAUACGGGGCUGGUAAUUUCGACAAUUGUGGUUUAGAGACCAUUAGUGAAACUCAGCCACUUCGUAUAGUUUUGGACACAGGGGAUCAAUCAUCCAUGUAUUCUUGCGAAUCUUACAAUCAACAUGAAUAUCCAACAUAUGGACAGUCUUAUCCAACAGCACAAUACUCGAAACAACAAAUGUAUUCUCCCUCAUAUUAUCAAAGUCAGAACUCACAGAAUCAUUACUUUCCGGAAGAAGGUGACUGGCGCGAUAUGUAUCGUUCACAACAACAAACUACAAAUGACAUCCCUACGACUCAAUCACAAACAAGACCCGUCUUAUCACGCCCUUACCUUCCGCCCUCUAACAAUUUACCUAGAUCCCAUCAUUCCAACAACGGUUCGUCAUCAUCCAUUUCAAGCAGUUCCUGUGUACCUUGCGAAAUGCCCGAAAUGUACCGAGUUGCGCCUGCUCGACCCCUAUCUGUAUGUGAAAAUAAUGGAGAUGCUUCGACCGGUAGCGUUAUGGAAAAAGUCAAGCGAUUUUCUCAAGCCCCAGUGCGCAGGAAUUCACUUCGAGAUCAUGUUAUCCACACCCGCUUUCUGAAUAGUAGCAUGACUGAAGACGUGUCUGACUCUAGAGCAGAAGAAACAGCUUUACUUCGCGAUGUCAAAAAUAGUAGCUUUCACAAUCCAGAAGCAAAAUCGAAAUCUUUUAAUGGCGAAGUUUCACUUGAAGAAACACAGAAAAUAAUAUCCGACAUUGAUAAUUUGAUUUCAUCUUAACACAAGAUUAGUUAGAUUUAAUUUCAUAUACUCGAUGAACAAGGGUGGUCUGGUCAUGCCAUAUUCGUGCUUCGAGCGUCUGAUUUUUUUAUGCCAUGGUCGGCAAUUUAUAAUGCGUUCAACGAAUGAGUUCCAGUCAUAAGUUAAGAAUAUGUCUUUCAUUUCUGCCUUUAUGCAUUAAGUUUGAUAACGCCUUUGUGUCAACUUAGUUUUAAAUUGAGUUUUUCUGCAAAAUUGUUUGACCAACAAUCAGUCACAAAAGUUCAAGAAUGACGUCUCCUACAACUUGACUUUAGAUGGGUAUUUGACUAUCGCAAGCCAAAUAAGUACGGAAUUAGACGUGCUUUUUAUUCUAUUCUUUCUUUUUGUUACUUUUCAUUUUUACAUAUUUUCUAUUUUCCACUGUAAUUUCAGUGAAAUGAAAAACGCUAACUAGUAUAUUUCAUGAGUCGAGUGAUUUAAAGUCUGUCUCAAUCUUCUGAAAAACUCAGUCAUCAAUGAUAUCCCAUAAAAAUAGAUCGAUUUGUCCGCCAAUGGGGAAAA
Styela clava is the source of this 4519-nucleotide messenger RNA. RefSeq names its product protocadherin beta-16-like. Gene Ontology annotation, cellular component: plasma membrane. NCBI's taxonomy places the organism in Eukaryota, Metazoa, Chordata, Ascidiacea, Stolidobranchia, Styelidae. Gene Ontology annotation, molecular function: calcium ion binding. The record is from RefSeq and is a predicted model, not a curated record. Gene Ontology annotation, biological process: homophilic cell-cell adhesion.